CGGAUACGUACGGAGGUAUCGUAUAGUUAUCAGAUAACAGGAUCGCGCCAGGGCGCAGGAACAAACAAAUAGGGAAAAUCGAGUCUCGUGUAAGAGCCACGGCAGAGAUAUGUCGAUAUUCUAAUGACAGGGAAUAGAUUUAUUGCGUUCUAUUUUCACAUAUCGGUGAUACUCGGUCCGCUUUGUUAUGUGAUGCCAAUAAGCAGUAACGGUAGUACUGGCACAUUGGCAAGCCAAGUGACGUACGUAUGUUAGGGAAAAUUUAUUAUAGUCUUUCGUAUCACGAUAUCGGGGUAGACGGACUAAGUGUGAUUUUAUGCUGCAGAAUAAGAAAUUGUCAUUUAAUAUACGAGGCAAGUCAGCGACGACGCAUGUGGAUCCUGACGGAGAAGAAAAUGAAUUUCUGACUAUAGCUCCAGCCCUUCCAAUAUUACCGGGAGCCCCCAUACCUCCAAAAUUAAACAAGCGAUCUUACAGUACUCUAAGUUCAUCGAGUUCUACAUUCAAUGCAGACGAUGCCGAAGUUGGGGGUUGUGAUGUGGUCACCUUGCAGCAGGCUGAAGAAGGCAGAACUGUUGUGGCAACACGUUCGCCCUCCCAACGGGAGAAAAACCCGGAUAGAAUAUGCUUAGACCGAAGAGGUCUUACUAGUUUUCCCAACAUAGUCGGUGAAACUCGACUUAGAUUACUCUCUUUGCAGCACAAUUUGCUAACGAAGGUCGACGGUGAUCGCCUGACUCAGUUGACAAAACUUGUAUUUCUAGAUUUGUACGAUAAUCAGAUAGAGAGGAUAUGUAAUUUAGAUCCAUUAGAAAAUUUGAGAGUAUUGUUGAUAGGAAAGAAUAGAAUUAGAAAAAUUGAAGGAUUAGAGAGAUUGAAUAAAUUAGAAGUUCUAGAUCUACAUGGCAAUCAAAUUGUGCAAGUGUCUGGCUUGGGAGAGUUGGUUUCGUUGAAAGUUCUAAAUUUAGCUGGAAAUAAUAUAAAGAAUAUUGGCUGUAACGACUUCCAAGGUCUGUUGUCUCUCAAAGAAUUGAACCUAAGGCGAAACAAAAUCAAGAAACUUUCGGGCUUUGGAGAAACCCCACAACUGCAAAAAUUGUACCUGAGCAACAAUGACAUACAAAAAAUAGAAGAUAUGGGAAGCUUGGCGAAAGCUCUACAAGUCAAGGAGGUAACUAUAGAUGGAAAUCCAGUGACAAUGAAUACGGACUGCGUGUCAUUCCUCGUAUCUUACCUACCCAAUCUGCAAGUGCUGUCCACUAUGCAAGUCAACGAACAAGUUCGGAGGGCGGCGAUGGCUUGGAGGACUACGAAGGAACAGUCGAACUCUGCUUUUUUAGACCUUAGCACUCAGGUCUGCGUCAAUGUGAGGAGAGAAGAAGUAAUAACGAACGCGAAGACUAACUGGGAGUUACUCAGAUCGCAGACGAAGUGCAUAACAAGUGGAGCGAGUAAAGCUGCCGCGAUUAAAAACGAACACGUCAGAGGGUUGCAUCUGCAGAAUUCUUCGCAAAUUGAUACAGUGAGGCUGAAAGGGCUGGACAAAGCGAAAUCGAAAGCCUUCGGUAGUUUGACAUCUAUAAACGAAAAUAUAGAAUCAAAAAAAAUUCAUUUCAAGAAGCGAAGCAACUCUAGCGAUAAUAUACUAAAAACGAAUGGCGUGGAUAGAGUGAAUACUCUGGACUUUAAACUGCCCCCUAUUCUUCUUCCUAUAAUUAAUAAUUUGACUAGCAAUAAAAUAGUGGAUACUGUGCCAGGUUUAGAAAACAGAAAUAAUCUGACACGUGUCGAAGGGAUGGACACCACGACCGAAAGCGACAUCGAAAGCUCCGAAAGUCACGAAAGCUUAAAAUGUGGUCUGAGAAAUCACCUGCUGAGAUCUACCGCACAAAUAGACCAAAGGAAAAAUCAACAUGAAGUAAAAAUCGACAGCUCAAUUACUAACAAAGUAUUGUUCACACGGAGCCCAAAAUCGUUUCUUAACGAGAAUUGUCAGGUAGCAGCCGACGAGCAAAGCUCGCAUAUGCAAGACUUUGCCAAGAACAGUAGGCCCUAUCAUAGCCACGACAGUCUGAUUGACCCGAACAGAAAGCCUGUGAUCAACAAACCUAUAUUACUAUCGUCAACUUCAAAGACAAACAGCGUAGACAGCUGUAAGUCAGUAUUAAGCGAUUCCAGCAGCUCGUCUGUACCAAAAAUUUUACUGGAUAGAUCUCAGGAACUCGGAAGUGAUAAAAACAGAGUGAAGAGUGCUCAGAUGAGGAAGAUCGUCCACUACAAAAGCAAUAGAGCUGCAACUGCUCGGGCAAAGCACCGAGCUUUGCCUCCAGCUAGCCCUCCACCUCAACCAAGUCCUCCGAAAGAGAGAGAACAAGGUGGGGAUUAUUUGGUGGAAAUAACGGGCCGCUGCUUGAAUGUAUAUGGUCAAGGUGCGCUACGAUUCAUUGAUCGUCCUUGGGAUCCAUUAAAGGCCAGCGAAGUGAACAUAAUAAAAUUCAACUAUGUUCAGUUUAAUGGAAUUGCAACGAUUUUGAAUAAAUUGAAAAACAGAUUUUCAAAUGCUGAACAUUUCAUCUUCAAGGAAACUAACAUUUGCCACCUCGGGCAAAUCAAUGCCCUCGCCGAAGUUCAAGGCCUGAGUAGUAUUCAAAUCGACGCUGAGGGAAACCCAAUCAUUUCUAAGGAUUGGAAAAUAUACGCUAUAUUUCGAUUGGCUCACUGGGGCUUAAAAGUGAUUAACGGGGAAGAGAUAGCAGAGGAGAAAAUUGAGCAAGCAAAUCAAGAAUAUGCCGGAUUGACCGACAUUGUAAUGUGGUCACUGCCAGAGUCGCUGUUACAGCCGUUAUUGCAAAGGUUGCAACUCGACAAAGCACAAAAACAAAACGGGGAUCAAAUAACUGCCAAACAAUUUUUAUUUAAUAGCGAUCCGGCAUUAAGAAAUGUUGUUGCUAAGGAAGCAUUGCAGUGGCGCCGUGGUAACGUUACACAGGAUGAUCUGAUCUGGAGGCACAAGGGUAAAGUGCAUUUAUCCACUAUGAUUGACUUGACGAUCGAUGCUGUACAUAAAUUACAAAUGCUUGAGAACGAAUGGCCAAAUAUUCUGAAAGAAAUCGUACGUGAUACUUUGAUCGACUACUCGGAUAUGAAUUCUUACAUGAAGCAGUGUAUGAGUAAACUAAUGAGUGAUAAACAGUGCAAUCAGUAUUGAUUAUUGAAACUAUGCUGGUAAAAUCAGAAAUAGAGACUAUAAAUAUAUUCAAGGUUUAUCAAGACGUGACAGUGACUUUCUGUCCAGUUCUGCAAUCAACGUUGAUGAUGGGACCCCAAAGAUAUAUUAUAGUUAGAUCCAAAGUCAUACAAUGAUCACCGUGAUAAUCAGUUCAUGUUGUUUCAAAUAUCGUUUCGCAUAACAACUACGUGCAAAUAAAAUUUUAAAAUUAUUGAGCCAUUCUUCUUUCAUAUUUUUUUGUGCAAACGUUUACGGUCACUGUGAAGAUAUGUUAAAAUCUGCUCCCGUUUCACAUAUGAACUAAGUCUAUUCGUUUUUUUGUUCACUUUCAAUCGACGACACCAUUCGGAUUUCAAAAUUUCCUUUUUGAAAUGUCUUGCUUUUGGCAUUCUUUGCGCCAAAAAUUCAAACUUCGAUAAAUAUCGACGAUUUAAACGGUUCAAGCCGAGGAACGGGAUGCGAACCGAACGAAUGGAAUUGAAACCAGUUUGGAACAACCAUUGUCAGGAAUGGUUGAGGUUAAAUGUUUGUUUAUACACGUGUGAAUCGUGAACAACGUUUCUGUUGCAAUCAGAACGUCAUUUACGUCUUUAAAAAAUGGCAUCUAAAGAGAAAAGGUUGAGUCUGGCAGAUAAAA
Athalia rosae (coleseed sawfly) is the source of this 3866-nucleotide messenger RNA. RefSeq names its product leucine-rich repeat-containing protein 49. Lineage: Eukaryota; Metazoa; Arthropoda; Insecta; Hymenoptera; Athaliidae. The transcript is spliced from 8 exons. Bases 317 to 3208 code for a protein of 963 amino acids. The record is from RefSeq and is a predicted model, not a curated record. Gene Ontology annotation, molecular function: protein binding.